AUGUGGUCAGAUCCAUUGCCUGAGAUACGGUCGUCGUCGUCUUCCUUACCUCGGCAAGGAUGGUCCCGACUCCGAUCCCCAUCCCAUGCGUCUCCAGUCGUGUCCUCUUCCGGCCCCUCAUGCCAGACCACCCAGCGCUACGAUUCCGUCGCCGAAGAUCCAUCCGCCCCACAUCGCGCCACGGCUCUGCGCCAGCUGAAUGGUUCCCCGAGGCCUGCAUCUCGUCCUGUUCCAGUUGAUAUUCCCUCUCGCCGGCGCUCAUCGACACUCGCUACACGGCCUGUGCUUGUUAGAGCGUAUUCGGGAGAUGCGCAGAACAGAUCUACGCAACCGUCUGCAAUGUCUGUGCGCCGGUUCCUCUCGUUCUCCAGGUCGAGGAGCUUGGCUCCAUCUCGCCCGUUUCAGUCUGAUGUCUCGUUGCCCACGGAUAAGGACUUCAGUAUUGAGAGUAUACUGCAGGCCAUCGAGCCUGAUAUCCGUGGCACGCUGGACUCUAUUGCGAAGAUCUGUGGCCGGAGCAAGCUGAGUCUUUCCAAUGAGUAUGGGAGUCACAUCGCGUCAUUGGGUGAGAUUUGUGCUCCGUCGAGUGCGUUAGGACCUGUUGAGGAGUCCAGGCCCAGUGAAGAACGGCAUGCCGAUGAUAGCAACGCGGUCAUCAUUGACGAGGAGGCUAGUCCGAUUGAUCCAGUUUGUGAUGUGAAUCCAUUCUCGUUUCAUCGGUACCUAGAAAAUCUGCGGCAGACUGCUUCCAUGCUCGAACACACUGGUGCUUCUGACCAAACAACUCAGAGACAACCCCAUUCUCCACCGUCUCCUGAUAUUGCCUCCGAGGCGGAUACUGCUCCAGCUUUUAGUCCGGAAACCAUAUCCUCAACUCCUUUCACGCGCGAAUUCGCAUCAAAACCCAAGCGUAUCGGAUGCGAUUUACUCGCGAAGAAUUCUGCUGCUGGUUGUGGUGAACAGCAGUCGUCUCAGAUUGCCACUCCCGCUGUAGUGUUAGAGGUUCAUCUGGAGGCGAUUGCAAUUGAUGGAUCCUCAGCUGAAUCCAAUCUUCUCCCAGAACCUGCUCUGGGCGGUCAUGGUUCGCCUGACACGGAAAGGUCGGGUCCGGAAAUCAUCCAAUCCCUCCUUGGCUGGCUGAAAUGGAAUGACACUAUCGCUGGACUAAAAUCCAGUCCUGCUUUGCAGUCCGCAGAGGGUCGGCUACGAGCGAUGCUUGAUCGUCCAGGGAAUGAGGCGGUGCCCUUAACUGUGCCUUGCUGA
Molecule: messenger RNA, 1263 nt
Organism: Penicillium digitatum Pd1
Lineage: Eukaryota; Fungi; Ascomycota; Eurotiomycetes; Eurotiales; Aspergillaceae
Source: RefSeq, a predicted model, not a curated record